Molecule: messenger RNA, 1423 nt
Organism: Tricharina praecox
Lineage: Eukaryota; Fungi; Ascomycota; Pezizomycetes; Pezizales; Pyronemataceae
Exons: 2
Coding region: 84-1268 (394 amino acids)
Source: RefSeq, a predicted model, not a curated record
CCAGAACUCGAUGCUCGCAAUGGACGCAGCAUCCACUCCUUCCCACGCAUCGCCACCGCACCAACCACGGCCACGCAAACACGAUGGAAGACAGCGCGUACCUUCAAUCGACGCAGUACCGGCACUUCACGUUCACGCCUGCGGUGCUCUCCCAGAUCCGCUCGUCGACCAACACCGUCGCGACGCAGCGGCUACACGACUCGAUUCAGUCCGCGGUGCAAGCGGGCGACCUGACGCCGCCGUCGGAUGGCAGCUCGUCCGCCACCUCCAACACCUCGAGCACCGCCGCCCUCACCGCCCGCGAAGAGCUGAAACUCGUCUCCUACUACCUCACCACCUGCGUCCAGUUGUGCGACCACUUCCGCACUGGCUCAGCAGUGAAGGCUACCUGCGUGGCCUACCUCCAGCGCAUAUACCUGCGCAUCUCGCCGCUGCAGAUCCACCCCAAGACGCUGCUGCUGCCCAUCCUCUUCCUCGCGUACAAAGCCGAGCAGGGGAUCCAGAGCACGUCGUGGUUCAUCCGCACGGCCGAAGCCGUCGGCCUCAGCAUCACCAAGGAAGAGCUGCUGCAGCCCGAAAUCGACAUCGCCAUGAACCUCCGCUGGUCCUUCCAAGUGCUGCACCCCUUCCGCUCCGUCGAGGGUCUCAAAGCGGAGCUCCUAUCGAUCGCUUCGGGACUAUACCGCUCCCCCGCCGCCACCGGCGGGCCAGAGGGCCCACCCCUCCAAAAAAGCUUCGAGAAGAUAGGCGGCACCCGCGAGCGGUCCGAGCGGGCAUGCGCGCGGGCACGCUCCCUGCUCACCGGCACCGCGCUGCUGACGGACGUGUACUUCCUAUACCCGCCGCCGCAGAUAGCGCUGGCAGCGGUGUGGGCGCACGACGCGGAGCUGGUCGAGUUCUUCCUGCGCGUGAAGUUUGGCAGCGACGCGGUGCGGCCAAAGCUGCUGAAGGUGAUCAGGGAGUGCGCGGAGUGCCAUCUCAUGGCCACGAAGGAUAGUCCAGCAACUUAUCCGGGUCUGCUGUUGCGUCUGCCGCAGAAUGGCGUGCCGCUCAGCCCGGCGGAGAUUUCCCCGGACCUUAAGAAGGAGACGAUCGGUAUCGACAAGAAGCUGUUCCUGCUCAAGAAACCGCUCAAUGCGGCGAAGGGCAAGCACGCGGCGACGCGGGACGCGGCGGACGAGGAGCGCCGCGCGAAAAAGCAAAAGACCCAGCAGGAAAUCAGGGAUAGGGAUGAUGUGUUUGGCGGGGCUAAGAUUAAGCGGAAAUAGACGUGGAUGUGGUUGUGCAUGGUUUCUUUAAUGGUUGCGCUUUGCUCUUGGGAUUCGUAUUAUAGCUAGGGAGGGGGAUGGCGUUUGGGAUUAUGGAUAAGUGAAUGGAAGUGUAAGAUGUAGGAGCGGAGAGGACAUCAAUUUAUUGCAUGGCG